UGAGACCCGAUGAAAUACAAUCUAGGUCACUAAAGAAUUAGCAAAUUUUGUCGCGAACGAUGCGGGAGGUUCGAUUUUUCAAGGUGGUUACAUAGGUAUGUACAUCGUUCUCCGAAGUGUUGCUUUGCUCUCUCCAAAACAUAUUGGACUUCAACCUCUUUGUUCGCAAACACAUACUUUGAUAAAACAGCACCGUUUGUAUGCAGUUUUGCCCGGUAAAAUUAUGCCCUUACCACUUGUUUCUACAGUAGUUUCUAGAAACGCAAGUCAUGAGAGAAAAAUGCCUAAAAGAGUCUCAGACUUCAUGUCACGUGUAUUCUUUGAUAAUAUGCACUUCUAUAUUAUGUUGGGUCUUGUUCCUUCACUGCUUCUAAUUUUUUUCGUCAACUUAUUUAUUGGGCCAGCAGAGUUGACAGACAUACCAGAGGACUAUGAGCCACGUCACUGGGAAUAUCAUAAACACCCUAUUACGCGCUUCAUUGCUAAGUACAUGUGCGAACAUCCCCAGAAGUUGUAUGAAUCUUCUUUAGCAGAAUUGGAUGAGGUUCGAUAUACUAAGGAGCUGGUUGAUGAAGAAAGAUGGUUUCGUAAGUCUCAACUUGAAAAAGGCGACUUUCGUGCUUGGUAUUUCGUCCCAGUUAAUCCAACUGGUGUUAAUCGCUCAUUUGAAAGACUCAUGAAAGAUCAAGAGGCUGGCCAACUAGUUAGUCGUUGAUUAUAAAACUCACUUCAGACUAAUACUUUGUAUUAUCUUUCAACUAAAUGGAGUUUGUUUUAAUCCUAGAUUAAAUGUUAUGAAAAACUUAUGUUAUUCAUUCAUUAAUAAAAAAAUUAAUGUAUUUA
Schistosoma margrebowiei is the source of this 843-nucleotide messenger RNA. The record is from the annotation of a GenBank genome assembly. NCBI's taxonomy places the organism in Eukaryota, Metazoa, Platyhelminthes, Trematoda, Strigeidida, Schistosomatidae.